CCUGACUCACGAGGCAGUGGCUGUCUGCUCUGCCGUGGGAGCCUGCAGCAAUGCGUUCAUCAAGAUCUGGCCUCUGUCAGGUGGUCGAGGGUCUCCGCACCUCGUCUCGUGACGGACUGAUGCGUCAGAGGAAAGCCGCGAGGCAGCGGGUGGCCUCAAUCGCGGCCUCUCAGGGCGUCGUGGCGAUGAAUUUGUUGGACAUGGGGAGGAGGAGUGCCGCCAUCGAGCAGAUGGCGACGACGCAGGCGAUGAGGAUGGGUGUCGAUUCGAUGAACAGACGGCCGUUCUUCAGCUCUGCAGAGGUGUGCGCGGAGAAAGAGGACGUUCAUGCAUCGUUUUGUGUGCAUUGUGGCCCCUUGCAGGCAGCUCCAUCGAGUGAUUUUCUCGUCUGUCCCUACUGUGAGUUCAGACACACAUCCUUUUCGUUCUUCUGCCAAGUAGGCACGGCACGGCACGGCGCUGUCUGUCGAGUUGACGGAUGGUGUGUUGUGGUGGUGAUGGCGUGUCAGGGUUGCGGUGCGCUGCAGCCGUCGCCAGAGGAGGCACAAGUCGGCCACUACGAGCUGCUCGACUGGUGGGUGGUGGGACGGCUGUGCUGAUUCAUGCUUUCAGGCUGCCGUGUAUUGUGUGCUUUGUCUGCCUUUCUGUCUGCCCGCCUGUUUGUCUGUCUGGUCCAGCGAUGUGGGCUUCGAUGUGGACACUGCCAGGCUGAGCAAAACCUACAAGACCCUGCAGCAGUCCCUCCACCCUGACAAAUACGCGCACAAGACCAAAGAGAACGUGCCGGUACCCACGCCCAUCCCUCCGAUGAGCAUCUGCACACAGACGACAGACAGACAGAUUGGCUGUGUGUGUUGUGUUUGUGUGUGUUGUGGUUGGUUGAUGUGUGAAUCUAUCAGGACGUGCAGGCAUCUGCCGACCGUGCGUCCGCCCGAGUGACCGAGGCCUAUCGCACGCUGCUCGACCCGCUCAAAAGAGCGCAAUACCUAUUGAGGAAGAAAUUCAACAUCAGCGUACGUGACACCCUGCACACACAGCACAGCACAGCACAGCACAGCACACCCAUCAUUGAUUGAGUCUAUGAGUGUGUGUGACAGGUGUUGGAGGAGGAGCAGCGGGUGAAUGACCCAGAGCUGCUGGAAGAAGUCAUGGAGGUAGGUAGGGACCUACACGAACAAGACACACCGGGCUAUGCUAUCAGUCCUGCCUGUCUGUGUGCCCUAAUGACCAUCAGAUUCAGGAGCGGCUGGAAGAGGACCCAAACACCACGCAGGAGGACAUCGAGGCACUCAAAAAGUACUGUACACACGACACUACACACAAACACCGAGCCAGCCGUCCAUCCAUCCAGCUGUGCCCCCUUCACGUCACGCUGUGUGCUGCAGGGAUUUCGAUGCGCGUGUGUGCAAGUUGGUCAACACGCUGUCGGACCACUUCAGGCGUGCGGACCGCCAGAGCCUGGACGAGUCGUCCAUCCGUGAGGCGGUGGAGCGGCUGCAGUUCUAUUACCGCAUCAAGGAAGAACUGCAGCAGUGGAAACCAAAGUAGAUAGAAAAGAUGGAUAAAGUGAGAUCAGAUCCAUGGAGGGGCUGGCCUGGCAGGGGAAAAUGGGGGGUUCCCAGCUGCGAGGGCCAUGUUGGGUUGGCUGGUUUCUUUGUGUUUGACGUUUUGCACUGCGUCGGUGUCGAUAGGACCUGGUGCGAUCGAUGAGAUAGAUGGACUGUGUGUGUAUAGUGAGUUUGCUGAAAGGCC
Vitrella brassicaformis is the source of this 1752-nucleotide messenger RNA. The record is from the annotation of a GenBank genome assembly. NCBI's taxonomy places the organism in Eukaryota, Vitrellaceae.